GCAGUUUUUUAACAGAAGCGCUGCAUCUUUUGUCCUCCAGGUGGCAGCACUCGGAUGUGAUAAAUCCCACUGCGCAUGCCUGACUCUGGAACAAACAUGGCGGCGCACAUGACAGCUGUGAGGACUGCACUGAAAGGUGUACACCGUGUUCCCGGCCGGUGGCUCCUGACGCAGAGGAGCAAAACCUCGUUUCAGUGUUUGCAGCUGCCUGCUGCUCAGUGUCGGCAGCUGCACGUCUCCUCUGCUGCCUUUUUGUGCAGCUCCGGGACAGAGCCGCAGAGGAGCAGCCAGCCACAAAGCACAGCCUCAAACCGCGCAGACGACAGGAAGGCCGGACGGGAGGAAGAGGAGGAGGAUCCUGAAUACAUCCCCAGGAGAAAGGCGAAGAACCCCAUGAUGAAGAUUGGCUAUGCCUGGAUGAUUGGCCUCCCUGCAGGUAUCAUCGGCUUUCUCCUGACCAAGAGAGAAGUGGACAAGAACAGACUGAAGCAGCUAAAGAUUCGACAGAGAAUGAAAAGGUCAAACGAGGGUGAAUAUGACGGCAGUCGCUACAGCCAUCACACACAGAAUGUCAAAGUGGACCAGUGAUGUUCGUGUCGGGCUGACAGUAGCUCAUCUGCAUCAAAGACUGACUUCUGAGGAGAACUUAACAAGCUUGAGUUCAAAAUAGCGAUGACAAAUGUAUUUUCAUUAUUUUCCAAGUAGAUAAAGAAGAAUCAUCACUGGUAUGACUGCAGAUUAACCAUACGUCAAAACUCAAAUUCAAAUGUUUAUUUGAUACGAAAAGGCAAACAAAUUUUCCUAAUCACUGAUAUGUAUAUAUACAAACCCAUACACCACAGUGACAGUUUGUGCAGAUUAAAAAUGUCUACCUUAGUUGUUUUUAAAGGUUGUACUGAACUGUGAUCAUGUGCAGAGGGCCAGCAGGGUGGGGUUUUGCAUUUAGGACAGCAUUUCCCAAAUCUCUCCUCGAGUACCACUAGUCCUGCUUUUUUUAAAAUCUAUCCCUGCUCCACCUCAGCUGAUUCAAAUGAUCAAGUCAUUAUGAACUCCUGAAGUUGCUUGGCUUUCAUUUGAGUCAGCUGUGUUGCAGCAGGGACAGAUCUAAAACAUGCAGGAGUGCUGGUUCUUGAGGAGAGGUUUGGGAAACGCUAAUUUAGGAGCUUUUGAACAAUGCCAAAUUAGCUGGAACUCACUGACUUCCAGGAACACCAAGGCACUGAUUGUGUUAUCUGGUGUGGAAAAACUCACCCUGCUGGCACUCUGAGUCCAACUGUAACACAAGAAAAUACACAGACAGUUAUGUAACAAAACUAUAAAAGUUUGUGGAGUGUAUAUAGCCCUGUACUUCUUAAAAUCUAAUCUCAGAAACAUUGUCAUUGUGAAGGCACUGUAGUGAAGUAGAUUGUAUAUAGUUACAAAUAUAACAACACAUAUUAAACAAUCAGCAAGUAUAAAUAUGGGUAUCAUCAUCCUGGGCUUGAAAUGACUUCAUAUUGGAUAGAAACCAAAUUUUGGAGUAUUGUCCACCCCCCUUUCUGUACUCCAGCGCCAGCCUCUACUUGCAAAGUGGAGUUUUAACAUUAAAAUACACACAUUUGCCCAUUUUACCAACAUUUACACAGAGGGGCAUAAGUUCAUGAAUAGAUUUACAUAGAGAGAAAAAUGUUAAGACACUGUCUGCCUUAACUGAAGUCCAGCAAAGGUGAGUACAUGUUGCAACUGGCAUUCCAGCAUCUAUAGGUAUUUGCUGUAUUAAUAUUGUGUUUUUUCUCCACCGAUAAGUUGUUAAAUACAGAUAUAGACAUAUUUUUCAGAAAAA
Messenger RNA from Plectropomus leopardus (leopard coralgrouper), 1822 nucleotides. RefSeq lists its product as uncharacterized. The record is from RefSeq and is a predicted model, not a curated record. Lineage: Eukaryota; Metazoa; Chordata; Actinopteri; Perciformes; Serranidae.